AUGGCAUCAACAAAUGAAUCUCCUGAUUAUACUUAUGCACAUGCUCAUGGUACUGUUAUGGUGUUAGCUUGGAUGCUUUUUGCUCCAACAGGCAUCUUCUUUGCACGUUACGGACGAUUCUUACAUAUUGGAAUUCGACGAAAAAUACUCGGAGAAAUGUUAUGGUUUCAAGCACAUCGUCUAGCACUCUCAAUAGCUGCAUUGGCAACAUUGCUUGGUUUUUUUCUAAUUCUGGUUCAAACGAAAAGCACAUGGGUAGAUGUUAAUACCGCUGGUAGACUUUUCUAUGCUCAUUCGAUCAUGGGAGUUCUUAUUGUUUGUUUUUCUAUGACUCAAGUCUGGAUGGCACUAUUUCGUUGUCAUCCAGAAAGUAAAUUCCGUUUUAUUUACAAUUGGAUGCAUCGAAUAACCGGUAUAGCGGCUUUCAUUCUUUCUACUCCUACUAUCUUUGUUGUCACCUACGGACUACCUUACAAUCACAACGGGUUUGUUGCAAUUCUAUCAAUUUGGACAGCAUGGGUGGUUAUUAUUAUGGUUAUAUUCGAAGUGCUUCAUCAUGGAUGGAAACCAGUACGACAACCAUCAAAAAACCAAUAUAAAAUACGUCAAACAGCCUCUGGACUUCCUGGAACUGAUCAACAACAAAAUGAAGGCACAAUAGUCGAGAGUGAAGAAUUGGAUAAUAACACUGUAAAUAAAAUGAAAUUUAUCUUGUUGAGUGUACAUGUGAUUGUUUCAAUCGCACUGGCUAUUGCUCUAAUUGUCCUUAUUUGGAGUGAUGGUUGA
Molecule: messenger RNA, 786 nt
Organism: Adineta steineri
Lineage: Eukaryota; Metazoa; Rotifera; Eurotatoria; Adinetida; Adinetidae
Source: the annotation of a GenBank genome assembly